AUGUCUGUACCCAUAUACCGAUCGAAGCCAGACUACAGCAAUCUUGAGGUCGCUGAAAACCGAAAUCCCCUCAUACAAAGCUACGGCAUCGAAGUAAAUGACGACAGCAAUUGUCUAGAGCCUGCAGCAUUCGAAAGAGAUCCGAAUACCCUCCCGAUUCCACUCUCUGCAUCCAAGGACGAGAAGGUCGUUGGCUCUCAUAUUCAAUUCUCUGGACUAUCGCCAACCUCGAACCAACAAGACAAUUACUUGUCUUCAACCUCUUCCACCAUAUGUGGGGUUCGUCGGAUGAUUUUUUGGGUUAUAAUAGGUGUUAUUUCUUUGGUAAUAAUCGCAGCUGCGAUUGGUGGUGGAGUAGGAGGCCAUUUCACCCACCACAAUAAUCAGACUUCUUCCAACUCAACACACGCGACACAAGACUCAUACAUUGCUGCUCUACAUUGGAUUGAUGGGACAAACACGAGCCAAUACUGCAUUUAUUACCAACCAAGAAAUCAAAAUGAAGUAUUCGAGUCGUCUUGGAGCUCCAACAAUCAGACUUGGGCCGUGUCAGACAUUACCGAUCCCAGCUUUGAUGUAAAGCCCAAUACCCCUCUUACGUCGUCGGCUGGAUAUCCUUACACCAACACCAAUAACUCUUUGGUAAAAAAUAUCUAUUUCGUACAAUCGUCUGGAACAGCCAUCGAACGGCAGUCCCCGUAUAAGGAGCAGCCAGGUAUUUGGGGCGAUAAUAACUUCAGUGGACUCUACAAGAUAUCUAAAAGCUCUUCCCUUUUCUCGUACUGGUACCAGGACUUUGAUAUCCGGCGCCAUAUUCUCGCUGUCUUCUUCCAGGAACACGGGGCCAACUCACUUACGGUCGGAAAGUAUGUCCAGAACAGUACCAAUGAUGAACCAUGGCAAAGCAUCAAGCAAGAUAUGCCGAUCCAAGAUGGUUCACCGAUUGCUGCCGCUCCGGUAGGAAGUAGAAGGGAUUUGCGCUUGUACGUUGGAGGCACGGAUGGGACCAUGAAGCAAUAUCCAUAUAACGUUGACACCGAUAUUUUGGGAGAUGAAGUUAGCACUACCUUCAACUUGGCUCCUCAUACACCCAUCUGUGUCACAAUGGAGGAUAACCGAAACUAUUAUACAGAGGAUGGUACUCUCCCUCAGUGCGCAAAGAACAACGGAGCAUUCUUAACGCAUUUGAUCCUAUUUGCGUCACCCGAUCGCAAAAACCUGACAUUGGUAUCAUGGAAUUGUUCGAGCGGAUUCUCCAUACAACAAAGCCGUAUUGAGAAAUUGUUACUACCAGAUCGCACAUAUCUAGGUCUUGCGACGACGUCGGCAAGCAACCUAACAUUCGCCGAUAACAGAGUCUAUGUUCUUUAUGACGAAGGCAACGGUCCGGAGGUCGAUGAGUGGCAGAUCCCUACGAGUGGAGAUUCUAAUAUUACGGGGCAGAAUGGGCCAUGGACACGACUUGGUAGUGUUCGUAUUAUGCAAUGA
Annulohypoxylon maeteangense is the source of this 1488-nucleotide messenger RNA. RefSeq lists its product as uncharacterized. The record is from RefSeq and is a predicted model, not a curated record. The coding region runs from base 1 to 1488 and encodes 495 amino acids. The transcript has 3 exons. Lineage: Eukaryota; Fungi; Ascomycota; Sordariomycetes; Xylariales; Hypoxylaceae.